AUGCAAGACACCGCGGCGGCCUCUGAAGUCGCCCCGCAGCCUUCCGCGGGAAUUGCGGCCGGCCCCCAACCGCCCCUCCGCGAACCCGACAAGGCCAAGAAUGCGGCCAACCAUCCACCUCCCGCGGAGGAGCGCCGCGCGCACGCCCACCAGCGCGCACACUCACCCUACCGCGACGCCCCUCCGCCGCCACACCCGUCGCACCGCGCGUUGCAGCCACCCUCCGUGAGCCCUCUCCGUCCGCCGCGGCCACGUCACCACUGGCGAUCCGCGUCAGUCAGCGCAGCGGAAGAGAUUGCGGCGGCGGCAGCAGCAGCAGGAGCUGAUCCCGCCGACCACGCCACCAUGCGCGCCGAGGAUGACGGCGAAAUCUCCGUCACGUGCUUCGGCGCCCCCGGCAGCCGCGGACGUGCGUGGCUCGGCGGAAAGGCGUCCGCCGUAAGCGGCGCGUCCGCCGCGGUGCUGGCUCCGUCCGCCUCGAAACGAUGGCGGCGGCUCAAGGAGCAAUGGCGGCAUGCGGAGGGGCAGGGGGAGGGGGAUUCCGGGGAGGCGGAGGAGGAAGAGCGUUCGGAGGCGGGGAUAGAACACGCUGCAGCGAGCGCUGAGAGCAGCAGAAGUAGCGGGGGUUUGAACGGGGGCGCGGAGGAUGGUGGCGCAGAUGCGGGGAGAGCAGCGCUUCCAGAGAAAAAACCCGGGCUGAGGGGCAGAGCGGGGCCGUGGGGCUUCCGCUCCUUGUCCGUCACCGCCAUUACCAACCCAGCUUCCGAACCUGACUCUUCCGAAGGUACUUCCGAGGCUAGGCCCGGGGCAGCGGAGGGGGGGAUGGUGAUGAACAGGCGCAGUGGGGUGGUGAAGAUGAUGCGAUCCGUCUCCACCAACCACGCUCGGGCGUCGCCCUCGCCCGCUCUCCCCGCCCCUCCUUCCUCCCCCUCCUCCGCCUCCGCCUCCGCCUCCACGUCCGCCUCCUCCUUCCCCCCUGUCCCCUCCUCCUCCGUGGAUUCGUCGGUGUCGCGCGCUGUCCCCCGCCUGCCGCAUCUCUUCUCGCUGGUCAAGCGCCCGUCCACCGCCCGACCCACUGCAGCCCGUGCUGCUGCUGCCACCAGCGACAGCACCAGCGGGGAAGGUGGUGACAUUAGCACUGGCACGGGCAGUGGCAGUGGCAGUGGCAGUGGCAGUGGCAGUGGCAGUGGCUGUGUGCAGAGCACCGCGAGCAGCUCAGGGGCUGGUGGGGGAAAAGAGGACCCAGCCGCACCUGACGGCACGCACGAAGCCUUUUCAGACGCAGUGGGGCGCUGCAGCGUUAGUGCCAUUGCUGCUGCUGCUGCUGCUGACAGCAUUGAUGGCAGGAAUUGGAGUGGCGAGUUGCAGCGUGGUGGUGGUGGCGGUGCGGGCCCAGCAGCAGCCCUGCUGCGCAUGCCCAAGUCCCGCUCCGUCUCCGCCGCCCUGCCCUCCCGCCCACCCGUCACACGCACAGCGCCACACGCAGGGGGCUCGGACGCAGAUAGGCCGGGUGACGGGCGGAGGAGCGCGGGAGCAGGGGAGCGUGAUCGGGGCGGCGGUGUGCAUGGCGAGGAGUCGGCAGGCAGGGGGCAGGUGAGGGGGCACCGUCACAGCAAGUCCCUGCAGCACGUGCCUACUCCGCUGCCCUUGCUGCACAAUGGGGGCACAGGAGCGGGGGAACUUGGGAAUUCCGCAACGAGCAGCAGCAGAGGAGGUGGGGUGAGCGGUACUGGCAAUGCAGACGGAGGGGAUGGUGUGGUGGCAGGGGAGGGUGCGGUGGUGGCGGCAUGGGCAUGGGGAGCACCGGAUGCAGAGCGCUGGUUGGACGGCCACUCACGCCCUCCUUCCGUUGCCGGUCUUGAUCAACCCCUCACCGCACACAUCACCCUUGUGCCCACCGCCUCUCCUCCCGAGCCUGUUCAGCGUGUUAGCUCCGUGCCCGGAGCUGGUGUGCGGCCCAGAUUAGCCAAGCUGCCUGGUUCGGGAUUAGGCUCGGCGGCCAGGGGUGGUGUGGCGCCCCUGGUUGGCGCAGCAAGGAUGUUCCGCAGCGCCAGUGAGGGAGGGCCGGGGCAGAGGAAGGCAGAGCACGCGGAGGGGGCGGGAGGCACAGCAGGGGGCGCAGGUGCAGCAGCUGCGCGGCUGUCACACCUGGGGUCGUUCCGGCAGGGGCUCAGAUGGGGAGCGGGCGACGGGGGGGGAAAGGGGGCAGGCAGGGCGGAGAGAGACGCAGUGGGCAGUGCUUUGGUGGGUGGUGGAGCUGGGAACGCAGGUGAGCGUGCAGCAGCAGGAGGAGGGAGCACGAGUGGAGGUAGCGUGCGGGUGGUGUGCCUCACAGAGGAUGUGCAUUCCGAUCGUGAUCCUUCCCCUGCCGUUGCAGCACCUGGAUCAGGCGCACACGCAGGAGAACAAGGGGCAUUGGCUACAGCAGUAUCAUCGGGAGGAACUGGAGGCGGUGCUGUGGCGCUGGUGGGGGGGAAGGCUAUAGUGCGCGGGUCCAUCAUAUCGCCCCUGCGCACCCAAACCCCUGCUACCACCGCUGCUGCUGCUGCUGCUGGGAGUAGCAGUCGCAGCAGCCGGCGCAGCAAGGGACAGCAGCAAGAGAGCGAGCCUGCGGGUUCCUCCCCUCUCCAUGCUGCGCCUGACACCCCACACUCCCCUGUGGACAGCCCUGGUCCCUCUGCCAGCGAGCACGGCACCACGGCCUCUGUGCUCGCCCCGCUCGCCCCCGCACAGGUGGUCUUCGUGCCGCGCCUGCUGCCACCCGCCGCUGUGAGAGCACCCGCGCUGCACUCUGCACCGCGCGAGGCUGAGGGGGGACGCACUGUGGGAGCAGCAGCUGCCGCCGCUGCUGCAGCCGCCACUGCUGCUGCUGCUGGCACUGACAGUGGGUUUGGGGGGGGCAGUGGCAGUGAGGGUGGCGGGGGCAGGGUGGGGCGGCACAGGCGAGUGGAGUCGGACCCGUGUGUGGGGGCCGUGCUGAGACGCACUGGUGAAGGCCGGUGGGGCCAUGGCUCCAAGAGGAGUGGCGCGCACAGCACAGCAGGCACAGGCGCCUCAUGGGAUGUAAACGGCGGGGGGGAGGGUGAGGGAAGAGAGGGUGGGGAGUUGGGAGGGGGGAGUGGAAGUGAGGGGGGUGAUGCAGCAGAGGGUCCGGCAAAGGCCAUGGUGCUGGGCGGGAUUAUGAUUGCGAGGGGGCGCAGGGAGCACAGCACGAGCGCCCCUGCUUCUGGUGGGAGUGGCAGUCGGGGGCGACACCGCGUGGGCAAGGGGGCGAGGGGGCUGGGCGGGGGCAGGGGCGGAGGGGGUGCUGGAGAGGGAAAGGCGGAUGGAGGGGCGGAGGAUGGUGUAGAGCCUGGGGAAGGGAGUGUGGUGGAGCGAGGGGCGUGGGGCGGCAGAGGGGCGAGGGGAGUGUAUGGGAUGGACAAGGUGCUAGCACAGCUGGCACGGCUGGAAGAAGACAUGGCUGCCAAGGGUAAACCACCCCGGAAAAACAACAACAGCCGGGGAGCUGCAGAUGCUGCUGGUGGAAGUGGGGGUGGGCGCGGCAGGAAGAAAGGAGUGCGAAAGCAGAAGGGAAGGGCGCGUGAGAUGAUGGGAGGUCCUGGCGAUGGCGAUGGCAAUGGCAGUGGCGAUGGCAGUGGCGAUGGCAGUGGUGGUGUGAGAGGCACGCGAGGUGCACGGCUGAUGGGGCUGCGUGCAGCACAAACUCAUGGGCCAGCCGGGGAGGGAGCAAGAGGAGCCUUGAGAGGAGUAGCAGGUGGUGCGAAACAGCGUGACUCUGCGAGUGCCUCUGCAACGCCCACAGGGGCAGAGGGACUUGCGGGGUAUGUGGGGAAUGUGGGGGAGUGUCACGGUGACGAGUGGUCGGAGGCGGCAGCAGGAGAAAGAGGGCGAAGAAGAGAGAAAGGGGGAGGCGGAGAGAGAGACUUGGAGGUUGCACGGGGCGGCGAGAUUGGCAGCUCUGGUGGCAGCAGCAAGGUAGGGGAGCAGCGAGUGGUGGAAGGUGCAGUGGAGGAGGAUGGGGAGGACAGCGAGGCAUGGGUGCAGGAGGUGCUGCGGCGCAACAAGGCUGUGUGUAUGCGCAUGGGGGGAGGGAGGGCGCAGGGGCAUGGGGGAGAGCAGGGGGCGGACCAUGGGGAGGGCGGGGUAGAGGGGGAAGGGGGAGACGGCGGGGAGCAUGAGCAGUGUGGGAGCUACAGCGAGGAGGAGGCACAGCACCGGGCAGCGCAGUGGCUGCGGCAGCAGGGCGCACCGGAGCCGUGGGCGCACGCCCUGAGCCUGCGCCUGCACCGCCUGGGCGGCAGCUGGGAGAGCGAGGACGUGGUGGUGGUUGACCACCAUGGGCGGCAGGUCGCCCCAGGGGGAGAUGCCCGGGGGAGAGGUGCACACGGGGUGGAGGGCACGGGGGGGAUGGGCGAGGGGGAGGGCCCGGAGGGGGCGGGGCGUGGGAGGAGGAGGAGGGUGGAGUAUGAGUACGGGGCGCAGUACGAGCUGCUGCGCAUCCUGAGCGGCGGGUUUGCUGUGAGCGAUGAUGAUGCCGCAUCUGUGGCGUCAGGUGCAGUGGAUAUGAUGCUGGUGGACAUGGGGGGUGGUGGGGGCAUUGGGGGAGGUGGGGGCAUUGGGGGAGGUGGGGGCAUUGGUGGGGUUGGGGGGGGCAUGGGAGGGAGUAUGGGUUUGGGUGUGGGUGGGUUGGGGGUGGUUGGGCACACUCCCAGGGGCGUGGGGAUGCUGCGCACAGCCAGUGGGCGGUGGGGCAGUGGCGCUCUGGCAGGCCGGCUGGGGAGCGGCACCUGGGGGAGCGGGCGCCUGGGGAGUGGGCAGUGGGGGAGCGGGCAAUGGGGGAGUGGGCAGUGGGUGGGGCAUGAGGUGUGGGGGGACGUGGUUCAGGAAGGGAAGGAGGGAGAGGAGGAGGAGGAGGAGGAGGAGGAGGAGGAGGAGGAGGAGGAGGAGGAGGAGGAGGAGGAGGAGGAGGAGGAGGAGGAGGAGGAGGAGGAAGAGGAGGGGGGGGAGGGAAGAGGGGGAGGGGAGGAGACACAAGAAGGGAGUGGCGAAGGUGUGGGUAUGACAGUGGGACGUGGAGGGAGAGCAGAAAAAGAGCGAGCUUCUGCUGACUAUGAUCGUGACGACAUCCCUGCUUCCAGGCAGCAGCAACACGAGCAGCGGCAGCGGCAGCGCCCGUGGCGGAGGCAGAGAGGGAGCAAGCAGUGGCAGGGGCAGGAGGAGGGUGCAGGUACCAGUGGCGAUGUGGCGGGUGGGGGAGAGGUUCGGGACUGGGAGGCGGGGAGCGAUAGAAAGGUGGCCACACAGCUGCAGCAGCGGCGGCAGCAGCAGGAAGAGAAAGAGGAGGGAGCGGAGUGGGCGGUGGGUGCAGAGGGGUGCGUGGACGGGGAGAGGGUGUGUGGGUCGCUGGUGUGUGACGACGGCAGCAGCUGCAGAAGCGGCGGCGAGGUGCAGGGCGGGUGGCAUGCAGCGGGGAUGGAGCCCACCACUGACUCACCUCACAUGGGUGCGUCUGUGCCUGCUGCUCGUGAUGGGGAGAACGCGUCCCUGCUGCACCACAAGAAGCAGCAGCAGCAGCAGGGAGAGGGGCUGAAGCGGGGAGGGCAGGGAAGGGAGGAGUGGACUGGGGUGGAUGAGUGCGGAGAGGAGCAGAGCCCGGAGGAGAGGGCAAGCAGGUGUGACACGGGUGGCAGCACGGGCACCUGUGUGGUGUGGUCUGUGGGCAGCCGGAACCAGCACGGCUUCCCUCUGUGGGAGGAGCCCUCUCCUCGGCCCUCGGAGUGUGUUAGGGAGGGGGUUGAAGAUGCAGAGGAGGUGGAGGAUGGGUAUGGAGAAAGGAUGAAUGACUUGAAGGCCCAUGUGGGAAGAAAUGGCCAGUUUGUGGGGAAUGGGGGGGAGGGAGAGGAGAGUGAGUUUGAGGGGGAAGGGGAUGAGAACGAUGAUGGGGAUAUGGGAGGGUGCAUGGAGGAGAGCAUGAUGCUGAUUUUCGUGAAUUUCCACCUUGUUCCACACCUCCGUGCACAUCUCUCCUUGUUCCCAAUCUCACCUCCUCGCCCUCACCGCACGUGUGCUCUUCCCGUUUUCUCCGCGCUUGACGCACUUUUUCCGCUCCCCGCAUCGCGCUCAUCCGCCGCUGUGAUCGCGCCAUGCUGGACGAUGACGUGUUCGAUGACGUGGAUGGAGGCGGCGCGGACUUCAGGGAGUGGGACCGCGAGGCGCAGGUUCGCCGCGACAACUUCGUCAAGGUACCCGCGCGCGCACGCUCUUACUCUCGCAAGAUCGCACGAUCGCACGCUUCACGCUGGAAAGUCCCACUCGCUGCGGAAGUGUGUGGGGUCCGCGCGCAAACCCUUCUGCGCAUUUGCAUCUCGCCCCUGCGCUCAUCGUACCCUUCCUUCUCCUCUCGUUUCCCCGUCCCUCAUGGCGCCUCCCCCCACCACCCCCCCGCCCCCGCGGCGCGGCACGCAGCUGGGGUACCGCGACGGCAUAAUGGCGGGCAAGGAGGCGGCGGCGCAGGAGGGGUUCAACGCGGGGUUCCGCGAGAGCUGCGCGCACGGCUUCCGCUGGGGGCACGCCAGAGGACUCGCCAGUGUGCUCUCCUCACUGCCCCCAGACGUGGCAUCCCACGUGCGCGUGCCCUCCGCGCCCCGCCACUGCAUGGCGCAGCUUGCCCGCGCCAUGGCGCUGCAGGGCGGGGAGGUGGGGGGGGUAGAGGGGCAGAGGGCGGAGGGGAGUGGGGAAGGGGGAAGGGGGGGCAGUGAGGGCGGGGUGGGCAGUGCAGAGGCGGGGGCGCGAGCAGAGGAAGCAAGCACUCGUGUGGUUACAGCUGCCCUGGCUGCUGUUACCGUGGGGACUGGGGAGAAGGAGGCUGAGGGGAGCGGGCCAAGGGUGGGAGAGGGUGGCAGCACGGAGCAAGGGGUUGGUGCGAGUGGGGCGUCAGGCGCACCAGGUGCAGCACAGGGCUGGGCCUGUGGAGGCGGAAAGGGAAUUGCUGCUGUGAACUGCUGCGGUGGCGGUGGGUGUGGAACUGGCACUGGCAGUGGCAGUGGCAGUGCUACUGGCAGUGGCAGUACUACUGGCAGUGGCAGUGCUACUGGCAGUGGCAGUGGGUGUGGUUGUGGCAAAGGGGCGUGUGAAGCAGGGGCGCAUUCCUCGUGUGCCUGCCAGCAUGCGUCUAGAGGCGACUGUGGUGGAGCCGGUGUUGCUGACAGUGCAGCAGACAGUGCUGCAUUGGUUGAACAUUUCUCACAUGGGCUGGUGGCGGAUGGGGCAGAAAGGACUAGUGUAGCAGGGGAGGAAGGCGAGGGUGUGUUGCAUGGGGACAGUUUGGCUGCUGCAAGUGCAGGAGGGCAGGGUGAAGAAGGACGGAUAAUGGAUGGAGAAGCGGGGGUCAGGGUUGAUGCAGUCACGACUGAUUCAGUCACAAGCGAUGCAGCCACUCCUGGUGGGACCAUGCAAGGGGAGCGUCACCUUGCAACAGCAAUGCAGCUGGUGAGCAGCCUGCAUGCAUCCAUGCAUGCACCCGCACACCCUGUUUCUCCUGCUGCAGGUGAUGCCGUGCCGGCGGCAAGCAGCAGAGGUGAGACGGGGGGUGCUACUGCAGCUGUGAGUGGUGAUGCAUCCAUGCCAGCUGGCAGUGUGGCACAGGCUGGCAGGGAGAGCGGAACAGCCGGACCUGCGGAGCCAAGCCCUCUGUGGAGGAUGGUGGGGGAAGGGGCUGUAGUGGUGGGAGGGACCAAGGUGGGUGGGGGUGUGGCAGAGGGUGCAUUGGCUGGGGCAUCGGCGGCCUCAGUAGUGCAAGGCGUGCACGCCUCUUUGGUGGCAGGAGUGGCAGCACUGCUGGGGGAUGAUGCAGGGAGAGUGCCGGAAAGAUGGACAGACAUUUUAGACGGUUGA
Closterium sp. NIES-65 is the source of this 7896-nucleotide messenger RNA. The record is from the annotation of a GenBank genome assembly. Lineage: Eukaryota; Viridiplantae; Streptophyta; Zygnematophyceae; Desmidiales; Closteriaceae.